AUAAGCCAGAUCAGUUAUAAUUAAUUAUAAACAGUGUGCGGUUGUAUUAACAAUACAAUUUUUUAAAUAAAAUUGUUUAAUUUGUUUUUUGGUAUUCUUUGUGGCAAACUUAAACGGAUAUUUAUAUAAAAUGACAUCAAUGAACAAAUUAAUAUUCGUGGUUACGACGCUGUUAUCUAUCGUCAGCAGAUGUUCCAGCAUAUACUGCUAUUACUGCAACAGCGCAGAGAACUCUGCAUGUCUGGACCUCACAAAAUACGAUCCGAAUACCCUGGCGAUUAACAUACCGAUAGUAAAUUGCGCGACAGCAGUACCAGCUCCGAUGACAACGGAGUUCUUUUGCAGGAAAAUUGUUCAAACCAUUUUUAACCACCACAAAGAACCAGAGGUCCGCAUCACCCGCGGCUGUGGUUGGCAGACUUCCCAAGAGCCGUGCUACACGACGAAAAGCAAUAGCCAUUACGGAACCUCCUGCCAGUGCUUCUCUGACUACUGCAACAGUGGGGAUAAAUUGGACUCGACCACCGCCACUGCGUUGUUCCUGGCAUUGGCUGCUUGUCUUUACUUUUAUCGUUAACUAUACAAUUAUCCAGUGUUCUUUGUAAUAUAGAUAAUUUAAUGAAAAUUAUGUUUAUAAAUUUGCAGCAUUAAUAUUUGUAGCAAAAAAUCCAGCCAACGUACACGUAUUAGUAACUCAAGAAUUCCUGUGUUCCUGUGUGAUAUUUAUAUAUUGUGGUUAACGUUAUAGUAUCAGAGGACGUCUUCGCUUAGACCCCUUCUCUCUCUUUAAAAAGACGAGCCUCGUAGCUUCCGAUUUCUCUAAUAGGACAUAAAACCAAAUUUUCACGAAGGAUAUUGAGAAUUCGUAAUGAUUAUUUUUAGAGUUGAUAUUAAAUCAGAUUAAAGUUGUA
Manduca sexta (tobacco hornworm) is the source of this 911-nucleotide messenger RNA. RefSeq lists its product as uncharacterized. The coding region runs from base 131 to 577 and encodes 148 amino acids. Lineage: Eukaryota; Metazoa; Arthropoda; Insecta; Lepidoptera; Sphingidae. The transcript has 4 exons. Gene Ontology annotation, biological process: regulation of synaptic transmission, cholinergic; positive regulation of voltage-gated potassium channel activity; sleep. The record is from RefSeq and is a predicted model, not a curated record.